Messenger RNA from Caenorhabditis angaria, 2469 nucleotides. NCBI's taxonomy places the organism in Eukaryota, Metazoa, Nematoda, Chromadorea, Rhabditida, Rhabditidae. The record is from the annotation of a GenBank genome assembly.
AUGUCGAGUGAGGCAAGAUCGGAAACUGAGUCGGAAGGUGGUGGAGGUGGAACGGAUAGGAAAUCGAAACGAAUUCGAAGACGACGUGGCAAUCGGAGAUUCAAACCAUACGGAUUGGUGGAUGAAUGUGAAAGUCUCGAUGGUGACGACACAAAAAGAAAAAGACGAACUCUCGAAAGGUGAGUCCGGGAGAAAAAAAAUAUAGGCUUCUGGAAAAACAUUUCGUUUGACACGUUGCACUUUUAGUUUUUUUUUUUUUUUGGAAAAAAUAAGUUAUAAAAUUUUAUCCAAAAUGUGAUUGGUUACUGUAAACGGUCAUAUGAGAUUUUUGAUGAUCUUGAUCUUUUGAAGUGAAAAAAAUCACAUAAUUUUCUUCGAAAUUUUUUUUUUGACUUGUUUAUACGUGGAUUUUCUUCUAAAUAUUUUGAGAAAAUUUAAUAGGAUUUUUUUUUCAAAAAAAAAAAAACUUUUAGAAGCAAACUCUUCUGUGCUGUAGGAAUUAUUAGACUAAAAUUUCUCUAAUUUUAAUAUCUAAAUUUUUUUUUUGAAAAAUAAUAUUCUGAACUCUAGAAAAAAGGUAGUUUUGGUGCAAAAAAUUCUCGAAUUUUUAGAAAAUUUAGCUUAAUUUAUCAAGUUGCCAGAAGUCCACGUAGGAAAAUGUUUCCCUGGGAUUUUUGAAAAGCCUUCCACUAUUUUCCCAUUAAAAUCUUGAAAGUUUUUUUUCAGAGUGAGCAUGGCUCCAUCAAACACCACCCAAUUUUUGCUUGAAGAUCGUGAAGCACGCGCAGAAGCUGAACAUGAGGUAAUUAUUCGGAAAAAUUAGCAACUUAUACAAAAUCUCAUAUUUACACCCUUUUGGCGGAGGGCCAAUUUGAUUUUCGAAUGGUUAUAUAUGCGCCACGUCUAUUUCUCUUCGUCUCAUUCGCUAUUUCUUUCUCCACAACACAUGAUUGUUUGUGUUGUUUCUUCUUCUUCUUCUUUUUCUUCUCCUUCGUUUUUCCUUCUGCUUGCUGGCUGUGAGUGUAUUUGUGUGUGUGUGACGACCAACGCGUCGUUUUUCCUGUUAGUGAGUGUGAGUGAGAGCGAAAGAGAGUAAUAUCUGUAUAUUUUUCGAAAAUUUUUUGGAAAUUAUAACAAAUAAAAGUGAAGAGGCGAUCAAGACAGUACAUGGUUUUCGUACGGAAAAAAUUCACAAAGAAAAUAAAUCUGAAAGUGUUGACAGCUGUGCAAAUUUUGAAAAAUUGGUGCCAAAAAUUUUUAUUUUUGUUUUCAGAUUUAGCGAAAACACAUUUCAAAUGGCCCGGUUACCCAAAAAUAAUCAUUGUUUAAAUUGGAAGAUUCAUCUCUAGUUAGCUCCAAACUAAUGGAAAUUGCGAAAAAUGUCUGGAUUUUAUAGACCCCGAGAAGAAAACUUGAGAAAUUGACUAGAAUUUUGCUAGUCCCUCCAUUUCUUUUCUCCUCAAUGUCUAUAAAAUCCAGAAUUUUUUUGCAAUUUCUAUUAGUUGGGAGCUAUCUAGAGAUGAGUCUUCCAAUUUAGAACAUGAUUAUUUUUGGGUUUCCGUGUCAUUUAAAAUGUGUUUUCGCUAAAUCUGAAAACAAAAAAAACCAUCUGAAAAUUUUUCGGCGCGAAUUUUGAAAAUUUGCACAACUUUCAGAUUUGAAUUUGAUAAAAGUCAGAAUUCAAAUUUUUCUCUAGAUUUUUUCGUAUUACAUCGAAAAAAAACUUGCAACUUCCUUCUCUUCUUUUCACAAAUCUACACUUGAAAACAUUAAAAUAAGUAUAUUCUGCUUUCUGAUUUUCUCAUCUGUCUGCGUCUCUUUCUCUUUUUCCAAAAAGCGAGAGAAAAAGUGAUAAAUAGAAGGUGAUUAGCAUCUAUCUAGUGCUAAUAAAAAACAUUAUAGUUAAAUAGUUCUGAUCAAACAAAACAGAUUUUUUUACAGUCUGAACAAAAAUAUGAGGCCGCCGAACGUCGUCGAAUUCGAUCAAUCAGCUGUGGAAGUGGCGAUGCAGCGAAUUGUUCGAGUUUUUUAGCUGGAAGCGAUCAGGAUAGUAGUUCGGAGGGGGAAAGUGAAGCUGAUAGAGAUUUUGAUCGAGAUUAUUUGGAAGUUAAGCGGGAGAGGAUUGAGAAAAUGUCGAAAUCUGAGGUAAGGAAUUUUUUCCAUAGAAAAAUCUUAUCAGAAAAAAAGUGAAAAUGAUAAGAGACAUAGUUCAGAUAAAAAAUAUUCAAAAAAAAAAUUUUUCAGCUUGAACAAGAACUGCUAGAACGCGAUCGUGAUCAAGAAACGCUUGUCGAUCAAUGUGGCAAAUUUCGCACGGAAAAUCGUCACCUAAAGGAACUUCUAACUGCAAAUGGGAUAGCAUAUAAAACACAUGCAACAACAUCUUCAGCAGAUUCAUCAUCAGAACAACCAGUCAGCACAAUGUCACCAAAAUAUGAAUCACAAUCACCAACAAUUGCUGCAAGUUGA